Molecule: messenger RNA, 594 nt
Organism: Rotaria sp. Silwood2
Lineage: Eukaryota; Metazoa; Rotifera; Eurotatoria; Philodinida; Philodinidae
Source: the annotation of a GenBank genome assembly
AUGCUGGAAAAACGGAGUGAUGCCAAAGCAAUCUUUGAUAAUGAAUAUCGUAGCGAUUCAGAAGAACAAGAUCGAAAUUUAUUCAAGCUAUUCAAUAAACGGCUCGUAAAACGUCAAACUACGUGUUCAAAGCCUUAUCAUGUUCUGACUUCGGAUAAUCGAUGUGUUUGGAGUUGUGGUGAAGGCACUCAACCUGAUAGCACAACUAACGAAUGUGUCUGUCAAGUUGGAUAUUACCAAACUGGCACUGAUCAAUUUGGAAGAAGAGUUUGUACUAUUUGUCCAACACCAUAUCAUGUUUUAACUUCGGAUAAUCGAUGUGUUUGGAGUUGUGGUGAAGGUACUGAACCUGAUAGCACAACUAAUGAAUGUGUCUGUCAAGUUGGAUAUUAUCAAACUGACACUGAUAAAUUUGGAAGAAGAGUUUGUACCAUUUGUCCCACACCAUAUCAUGUUCUGACUUCGGAUAAUCGAUGUGUUUGGAGUUGUGGUGAAGGUACUGAACCUGAUAGCACAACUAAUGAAUGUGUCUGUCAAAAUGGAUAUCAUAAAACCGGUACUGAUCAAUUUGGAAGAAGAAUUUGUUCACCAUAA